Vidua macroura (Pin-tailed whydah) is the source of this 2000-nucleotide messenger RNA. It is a transcript of the gene MATN1, whose product is annotated as matrilin 1. The record is from RefSeq and is a predicted model, not a curated record. NCBI's taxonomy places the organism in Eukaryota, Metazoa, Chordata, Aves, Passeriformes, Viduidae. Gene Ontology annotation, molecular function: calcium ion binding. The coding region runs from base 72 to 2000 and encodes 642 amino acids. The transcript has 9 exons.
GAGCCUCCGCAGAAGGGCAGGUUAAUACUCGGGGCCAGCGCUCUGCCCCGCACUCCCAGCCCGGCUCAGCCAUGGCCAGGAUUUGCUGCGCCCUGCUGCUCUCGCUGCUGCUGCUCCUGCACAGCCCGGGCACCUGCGGGGCCCCUCCGCAGCCCCGCGGCACCCUGUGCAGGACCAAGCCCACGGACCUGGUGUUCAUCAUCGACAGCUCGCGCAGCGUGCGGCCGCACGAGUUUGAGAAGAUCAAGGUGUUCGUGUCGCGCGUGAUCGAGGCGCUGGACGUGGGCCCCAACGCCACCCGCGUGGGCGUCAUCAACUACGCCAGCGCCGUGCGCAGCGAGCUGCCCCUGCAGGGCCCCCAGAGCAAGGCGGCCCUGCUGCAGGCCGUGCGCAGGAUCCAGCCGCUCUCCACGGGCACCAUGACGGGCCUGGCCAUCCAGUUUGCCAUCAGCCGCGUCUUCGGCGCCGCCGAGGGCGGCAGGGGCAGCGCGCCCAACUUCAAGAAGGUGGCCAUCGUGGUGACCGACGGCCGGCCCCAGGACGGGGUGCAGGACGCGUCCGCCCGGGCCAGGGCCGCGGGCAUCGAGAUCUUCGCCAUCGGCGUGGGCAGGGUGGACAUGGGCACGCUGAGGCAGAUGGCCAGCGAGCCCCUGGACGAGCACGUGGACUACGUGGAGAGCUACAGCGUCAUCGAGAAGCUGACCCAAAAGUUCCAGGAGGCUUUCUGUGUGGUGUCUGACCUGUGUGCCACGGGGGACCACGACUGCGAGCAGGUGUGUGUCAGCACCCCGGGGGCCUACAGGUGUGCCUGCAGGGACGGCUUCAGCCUCAACAGCGACGGCAAGACCUGCACUGCUUGCAAUGGUGGCUUGGGGUCUGCUCUGGAUCUUGUGUUCCUCAUCGACGGCUCCAAGAGUGUGAGGCCUGAGAACUUCGAGCUGGUGAAGAAAUUCAUCAACCAAAUCGUGGAUUCGCUGGAGGUGUCGGACAAACAGGCCCAGGUGGGGCUGGUGCAGUACUCCAGCUCCGUCCGGCAGGAGUUCCCCCUGGGGCAGUUCAAGAGCAAGAAGGACAUCAAAGCAGCAGUGAAGAAAAUGUCCUACAUGGAGAAGGGGACCAUGACAGGCCAGGCUCUGAAGUACCUCGUUGACAGCUCCUUCUCCGUCAUCAACGGAGCCCGGCCCGGGGUCCCCAAGGUGGGGAUUGUCUUCACUGAUGGACGCUCACAGGAUUAUAUCUCGGAUGCUGCCAAGAAAGCCAAGGACUCAGGAUUUCGGAUGUUUGCUGUGGGAGUGGGCAACGCCGUGGAGGACGAGCUGAGGGAGAUCGCCUCAGAACCCGUGGCUGAGCAUUAUUUCUACACUGCCGACUUCAGGACCAUCAGCAAGAUCGGGAAGAAGCUGCAGAUGAAGAUCUGUGUUGAGGAAGAUCCGUGUGAGUGCAAAUCCAUCGUGAAGUUCCAGACCAAAGUAGAAGACCUCAUCAAUUCCUUGCAGCAGAAACAUAUCCUUUGGAAGCUUGGCCAGGAUGGGGCGGCCACCGCCAUCCUGCACCCCGGAGAGGCCGGGAAGCGCCGGGCACCGCUCCCCUCGCUCCGGAAUCUGCUGGAGGAGCAGCCCCAGGGACCAGGACUCAAUUUGGCAAUGCCAGGGCUCUGGCAGCUCCUGGAGAGCUCUGCCCGGCUGCCCGCAGGGAUGAUCCGUGAGCAGGACAGGGGAAGAGGAGCGCUGAGCUGUCGGAGCAUCAGCGAUUCCGGAGCCGUCUGCGCUCCCAGCAAAGCGGAGCUGCCCGAGGGCACCGCGCAGCCCCGGGCGGAGCAGGCUGGAAAAGAGGCAGCUGUCAGGAAGUACAAGGGAAGAGCAAAUCGGGCAGGCAGGGGCAAGAGCCAUUUGCAGCUGGACUCGAGGGUAAAAGGAUUUGUGGAGCUCUCUGGUGCCAGCCAGGACCUGGGAUUCCCAGCAGCAGCACAAGUGGUGAACCCCAGCACAUCCCCGGGAUGA